GGGAGAGUGAGAGAGGGAGAAUUCAAGCAGAACAGCUGUACGGUCAAUAUCCUGUGCACAGUUGUGAAUCAGUGCUAUAGAGCAAGUGCUCUCUCCCUCUCUCUUUCCUUCUCUUCCCUUUUCGUUCGUUUCAAGGCAGGCUACCAGAUACAAUGGAACGAUACAGAAUGGACUUCAACAUUCCUCAAAGCAGAGUCGUCUGUUAACAGAUUGUAAGGAAUGGUGCCCUCUUCUGUGGAAGAAUUCUUAGCUUAAAGGUCUGUAAAAACUGAAAUAAGCCUGGAAGCACAUAGGAACCUAGGAACCAUCCCCUCAGUUAAGAUGUCGGGGCUGGAACUCUUGGCUGAGGAACUAAAUGGAACAGUAUUAGAAAACGGGACUUUUCUGAACUUCUCCCCGACCUCUGUCUCCACGGCGGCUGCCACCUCGUGGAAUCGCCCAGAGAAUGUCUACAUUUAUGUGUCCAUCUUCCUCAGCCUGCUGGUCUUGCUGCUGAGUUUGCUCAUCAUCGCCCUCUACAGGCUGAAGAACAUCAUCUCCUCCAGCUCCUCUUACCCCGAGUAUGCCAGCGAGGGAGGCAGCACCUUCACCAACAUGGAGAUCUGCAGCCUGUCCUCACAAAGGUCAACCAUUUCCUCUCUGUCAUCCUGAAGGACUGCUAAAUGUCUGUGGACACAGAAAACAUACAUGCACACGAGGACACACACACACACACACAUAGCCUUCACACACACACACACACACACACACACACACACACACAGAAAAGAUUUACAUUUGGGAGACAAAGGAUAUCCGGCGAUGUGGAUGGCAAAAAUAGCUUGCUUACAUCUGUUGUUCCAUAAUCCAUAUCAAUGACUCAUUCUCUAGCAAUCAACAGCCUUUGUAACUGCUGCAGAUUAAGUUAAGAGAACAGAUAGAAUAGAAUAUUGUUUUAACAGACCUUGAUUCAUAAGGGAGACAUCUAGAGUCAUCCAGUAAAGUUGUCUGCCAUCUUAGGUCAUAUAUCAGUUAAUAUAUCAGUUAAUGUCCUAUAUGUCAAUGUUAAAAGCCAGUCGAUUAACUCUUGAAGCAAAUAUGUCAUUCUUGAAAAGGUUUUGCCUGACCUCAAGGCUACAACAUUGUGAAUUUAAAAUUUCAGUUGGUUGGAAAGCAUGGCAGGAAUUAAAAAAGAAAGUGUUCUAAUCUUGGUACCAUUGAAUUAAGUAUAAUGUCCAUGAAGAUUUUUUUAAAUGCCAACCUACAAUUUGUUUUUCCUGUUAAGACACCAUAAUUAGUUCUUGGUCUUAGCUCAGGUCAUGAAUUAUCUAAGUAGAUAUUUCAUAUUUGUUCGAUAUUUGUUUUGACGAUGUUCUGGUAACUGAUGAGAUACUGUUUCUUUGCACUGACAGUUUAACGUUUGUUAGUUUUUUUCAACAGAUGAGUUAAAUGUAUUUUUGAUCAAUGGUCAUUAACAAUGCCAUUACAAAAUUCAAUACAAUGUUUCCAAUCACAAAACACUGAGAUGAUGCCUGGCUGAAAAUGUAUUUGAAUAUGGAUCUAAACUCAAGAUUUCUUCUGGGUUGAGAUAGGAAAUGACAUCAUAUAAAUAAACACAUUUGGUAUAUUUUA
This is a messenger RNA of Alosa alosa (allis shad), 1611 nucleotides long. RefSeq names its product serine-rich and transmembrane domain-containing protein 1. The record is from RefSeq and is a predicted model, not a curated record. Bases 322 to 651 code for a protein of 109 amino acids. Lineage: Eukaryota; Metazoa; Chordata; Actinopteri; Clupeiformes; Clupeidae. The transcript is spliced from 3 exons. Gene Ontology annotation, cellular component: intracellular membrane-bounded organelle.